GUUGAUUCUGAUCCAGCAGUCGCGUCUCUCUCUUACACGCACGCAGGUGUGUCUUUGUCUCCGCUGCACAUGUCGCACCCACACCGUAGGAAAGAGACUAAGUAGCUCGUCCGUCUCUAAGUGCCGUGGAUCAUGUGCACACUGAGCCAGCCAAAAGAGAGCACCAACAGGCGAUCGACGGUCACACAAUGUGUCCUUAUGUUGGUCAGCACACACACACACACACACAUACGCGCUCGACUCGUACGAACGAAUCAACACAAACACCACCACGCGCCAGACACAUGUCUCAGCCCGACAAAGAAAAUCCACCCGACACACGCUGCCUGCAGCACGGAAGGCACACCACGACCGGCGAUCGAAGUCCUCUUCCUGUACACACGCCCCUCUCCCCUCCCCCCCACCCCGACCUAUGCGUGACGGAAGAGACGCGGGACCAUCGAGCAAAGCAGAAAAGAGCCAUGAAGUCACAGGUGGAGGCCUGCCUGUCUGCCUGUGGGUGUGGUGUGGUGUAGUGCGGUGUGCAAAGACGCGAGAGCGAUAGACACACAGACAGCGCAUCCUCGGUUCGGGCAAAAACUCUCAUCAGCCGUAGCCAACACCGAUUCACCGACACACACACACACACACACAGACUUAGACAGGGAGAGAAGAGGGGAAAGGCACACGCACGCAACGAAGGCCAGCCAACAACAGCGUUCGCCUUGCCCUCAAUCGCAUUCGCGAUGAGAUGAUUGCUGGUCGGCCACCCCAUCCCGCUCGCCAUCUAGGCAUCCCCCUACCGACAAAAAUGCGUGUAACCGAACGAACAGGGGGUGUCGCACCUCGCUGCCUGUCUGGUGUUCUCAUCGACCGCUUCUCCUGUCUCAUCUGUGUCCCGCCUGUGCCUGUCGCUCACCGCCCCGCACUCGGCCAUGGUCACGAAGCAUACUGCAGCCACUUGCCGUGGUGCAAUGUGCUCCGUGACAAGGCCAAGGGCGAAGCAGAGAGGGGGCUGGUGCGGGGCAUGAGACAGCGAAACAUGACCACAAAAUGGAGGGGAUUGAGAGAGAUGAACGUCGCAGUUAUGACAACAACGUGUAUGGACUUGUUGUGUGUCGGCUGGUGGUACGUGUCUGCUGUCCUGUGUGCAGCCGGCCGGCCCUCCUUGAACCUGCUCGAGAUGUGAGUGUCUGAACACAUCUUCCGCAGAUCCAAGCAGACACACUCACUCAGAACAUCAGGCACAACCACGCCCACUCACCAAAAGAAGCCACACAGCAUAAAUCCCUCGUUAGGAAACACAAGCCAUUCAUGGAUGGAUGGCUUUUCUGUCCGCUAGCUAUGCCUUUCGUCUCGUGUCGUUUCGCUCAUCUAUCUGCCCCUCUGUCUGUCUGUCUUUCGUUCUUUCUACGGUCACCGUACGCACAGCAGACUAUGUGUGUGCGGUGCGCAUGUACGUGUGAGGGUAAAAACCCGCCCGCCCCUCUCAUGGCAUGGCGGCCAGCCAGCCCAGCCAGCCAGUGAGUCAAAAUCGCCAUCCAUCCCACCCCGCCCCACCCCACCUCUCUCUCUCCCUUGGCCAUCCUCUGGUGCGGUGCAGCCGAAGAAAAAUAGCGGGCGGGCACCAUGACAUCACAAACACGCACAUCCAGACGUACACAUUGUUGUCAUUCGUCACAUCACGCCACACCCCACACCCCGGGGGAGACACACCAAGUCUCAUACGUCCCCGUGCGUCUUGCCCCUGCACUCCUCUCCCUCCCCCUCCCUCUCCCUCUCUGCAGCUACUACAGGCAAUGCCCUCGACGCUUCCUCCUUCGCACUGCACUCGGUGAUUGCCGGUGGAGACAAAGACGGUGACGAUGGCGAGGAUGGUGGCGAUGACGCCGCUCUGUCCUUCUCCCCUUGCUUGUCAGCCGCAGGAGUGUCGGUGACGGCUCCCGCCGUCUGCAGCACCGUGAUGGUGCUGACGUCCUUGUCCUCCCUCGCACCCACGGCUGCGGUGAUGGGCCUGCCAGCCGGUGUCUCGAUCUGGAUGGACUCGACGCGCGGCAGAUGCAGAGAGGGGGUGGGAGGGGGAGAAGAGGGAGAGGGAGAGGGGGAUGAGGGCGGUGUGUCUGAGGAGGUGGUGGCGGUGGUGGUUGUCUCGGCCUUGUUAGUGUCCUCUUGCUCGAGCUUGUUCAUUGGCGAGAGGCACGACAGCAGGAUGGACCAGCAGAAGCUCACACUCGCCGCGAAGGCAAUCCGAAACUGUCAGCAAGGCAAGACCCACACACAAACAAACAGAGAGGGAUGUCUGGCUGUCAGAGGUGGCCAGGCAGGCGCAGGUGAGUGAGUGCCUGCCAGACCAGACCAGACCAGACCUGCAUGGGCAUGAGUGGUCCGAAGUUGAUGAAGUUGGCGGGGAUCCAUAUCAUGGCGUAGCGCGGAAUCACACCCCCAAUCUCAUCACAGUACAUUUGCACGCCCUAACAAGCCGCACACGCACUCGCAGAUGCACGUGCAGAGAGUGUCCUUUCGUUCGUGCUCGCUCGUGUCGGCUGUUCUGUUGAAUGGUUGGUGUGUUGUUGUGUUGUGUUGUGUUGUGUUGCGUAGCGUAGCGUACGUCUGUGACAGAUUUGCCAUUGAGGACGGCCUUGAAGAGGUAGUAGUUGGGCAUGUACAGCAAAGGAAUGUACACAAAACACUCUGACAUGACAACACAACACAACACACACACAGAGGUGGCCAGCACUCACGUGAGGUUGAGUCUGUCUGUCUGGCUGUCUGUCAGUGUGGUGUCACCCCUUCUCGACUCGACUCACCGGUGAGUGUCUUCUUGAGUGCGUUGACCAGAGUGGUCGACGUGCCGUACAUACGCGUGAACACCACAUUGUACGCCCUGCACUCACACACACACACACACACAUGCCCUCCCUCCCUCUGAGUGAUCCCUCCCUCCAGGCAGGCAUCCUUCCUGACUGACCAGUGCUGUAUAGCGCCCGUCUGCACGGCUCCCCACAGAGUGAACUUGAGGUUCCUGCCGACGUCGAAUUUGUCGUUUUUCUCGACGACCAUCUGCGCGAGGCAGUCGCUGGCCGAGGCCUUGAUGGCGCAGGUGCAGAAGGCCAUCACGUACGGGUGCUUGUCGUAGUUCCGCUUGUACCAGCCGAAAAAGCCCCUCAUCGUAUCGUGGGUGGCGGGAGGGGGGUG
Molecule: messenger RNA, 3174 nt
Organism: Vitrella brassicaformis
Lineage: Eukaryota; Vitrellaceae
Source: the annotation of a GenBank genome assembly